Molecule: messenger RNA, 3841 nt
Organism: Armigeres subalbatus
Lineage: Eukaryota; Metazoa; Arthropoda; Insecta; Diptera; Culicidae
Gene: Strump
Product: WASH complex subunit 5
Exons: 6
Coding region: 192-3707 (1171 amino acids)
Biological process (GO): regulation of actin nucleation; endosome organization; actin filament polymerization
Cellular component (GO): endosome; WASH complex
Source: RefSeq, a predicted model, not a curated record
AAAAGCUUCAGAUGGGUCCGAUGGGUCAAGUCAACACAGGCCUUCAAGUUGGGUGGCGUUUGUUUACAUUUCGUUGUGCUUAGGCAGACUUCUCGAAUGCAGUAGUUAUCGACGAUAAUAAUUACAUAGUGUGAUAUUUUGUUGAUUUAGUUAAUUUAGUUUUAGUGAUUCAUUGUUCGUGCAGUAACACAAUGGCAGCUGAAUUUUUAGCUGAAAACAAUGUUUGCGGACAGACAAUAUUGCAGAUAGUAGCCGAGGGAAAUACAAUCAUUUGCGAACUACUGAGAUUGAAAGAAUUAAUACCAGAAGUGUUCCGUCUAAAAACGAAGGAAGACCAGCACAAAUAUGGAGAGAUUAUUAUGGACUUCAGUUAUUUCCAAAUUUCGGAUGCACAGGACGCAAAAAUUGAAGCGGAUGAGAAACUUCAAGCUUUGGACGAAGAAAUUCGAGAGAACUAUCUGGUUAUCCUGAAUCGCUUUUAUAUCGUUUUUGAAAGUAUGCAUAAGUACAUCAAAGAUUUGAACUCUUUUAUAGAGGAGUUGAGCAUGGGAAUGUUCAUUCAACAAUCAAUGGAGAAAGUAUUCCAAGACGAAGAAGGGAAACAGCUAAUGUGCGAAGCCCUCUACUUGUACGGCGUUAUGCUUCUUGUGGUUGAUCUUCAGAUACCUGGUGUGGUACGUGAGCGGCUGCUCGUUGCAUAUAAUCGGUACAGUGCCUUGAAAACCGACGGCGACAGCAACAUCGAUGAGGUUUGCAAACUACUGCGUUCAACCGGAUUCAAUGACGGAAGCGCGUCCAACAUGAAAAAGGUGUUCACUUAUCCAGAGGAUUAUUUCGGCCGAAUUGCUGUCGAUUCAAUCUACAUCGAAAUGGUUAUUGGAAGAUUGCGGUCCGACGACGUCUACAAUCAGAUUGCGGUCUAUCCGUUACCAGAACAUCGUUCGACGGCCUUGGCCAAUCAGGCCGGUAUGCUGUACGUAUGUUUGUUCUUCUCAACGAAAACCCUCCAUGGGCAGGCUGCGAAAAUGCGUGAAAUUGUGGACAAGUUUUUCUCCGAUAACUGGAUCGUGUCGUUCUAUAUGGGGAUUACGGUCAAUCUCCUAAAUGCUUGGGAUCCUUUCAAAGCAGCCAAAUCCGCCUUGCUAAACACGUUCGACACAGUUAACUUGAAGGAAAUUUGCACUAAGCAGAAACGGUUAAUGGAUACAUUGCUAAAUCGCACUAGGAAUAUCCUCAAGGAGGGAAACCUUACAGAGCAAAAGCUUCUGGACAACAUUCCAAAGGUCACGGCUUUAAUCCGCGAAUGCAAUCUGACUGUACGAUGGAUCAUGCUGCAUACUGGCAUGCCAGUUAUCGAUGUAGGAAGCCCGGCAUCAUUGAAAAAAUGUAAACAGGUUAAAGAUCUCAUUGAAGCCGAUAUUGAUUUCAAAGGGAUUGAGUUUUUCGAACUGCUGUUGAACACGGCUCAACUAGAAUCCAAAAUAAAAGACAUUCUCAAGAAGCUGUUAGACGAACGGUUGGAAAGAUGGGAUAAUUUUAAAAAGGAAGCAUGCGAACGUAUCCAAGAUCUGGCAGAUGCGUAUUCUGGAGGAAAGCCUUUUGGCAAGCUUAAGAAAAAUGUCAGUUUAAGCAAAUGGUUUUUGAAUAUCCGUAAUGAAAUUGAUACGCUGAGCAAUGAUGAUAAACAAUUAAGCAUUUCAGGGCGAACAAUCAUACAGUUGAUUCAAGCUUUGGAAGAAGUACAGGACUUCCACGACUUGAGUAAAAAUAUGCAAGUUAAACAGAACAUUGUGGAAACUCGGCAAUAUCUUCACCAAAUGUUCCAUACAAUCAGCAUUAAAGAGGACGAUUUGAUAAAUUUACAACUGAUUGGAGAUUUCAGCUACGCUUGGCGGUUGAUAGAUAGUUACACUCCAAUGAUGCAAGAAAACAUAAAAAAGAAUCCCAGUUUAGUCAUCAAACUUCGAUCUACAUUUCUGAAAUUAGCUUCUGCUCUGGAAAUCCCCUUAUUGCGGCUGAAUCAAGCAGAAAGUGAAGAUCUGAUGGACGUGUCCAAAUAUUAUAGCAAUGAGCUCGCUAACUUCGUUCGUAAGGUUGUACAAAUUAUCCCGGAGACCAUGUUUACGAUCUUGGCUCAAAUUAUUGACUUACAAACUAAUGUCAUCAAGCAAAUUCCAAUGAGAUUAGAGAAGGAAAAAAUGAAAGAAUAUGCACAGCUCGAUGAGCGUUUUGUCAUUGCAAAACUAACCUACUCGGUAUCAACAUUCACCGAAGGCAUUCUAGCAAUGAAAACCACACUUGUAGGAGUGGUUGAACUCGAUCCGAAACAACUGCUGGAAGACGGCAUCAGGAAGGAGUUCGUUAAGAACGUUUCGGAUGCGUUCCAUAGUAAUUUAACUUUUAAUCCGAAAGCGAAAGAAUCGGAGCUGGAAGCAAAGCUUGCCAUUCUCAAUCGAAUUAUCGACGGUUAUAAACGUUCGUUUGAAUAUGUUCAGGAUUAUCUAAAUAUACAUUGCCUUCGGAUAUGGAACGAAGAAAUGCAACGCAUUAUUAAUUUUAACGUUCAAAGAGAAUGCAACCCUUUGAUGAAGAACAAAAUUUCGGAGUGGAAUUCGGAAUAUCAGAACGAUACCAUACCGAUUCCUAGUUAUGAACCAGUGGACAUGGCCUCGAUUACAUUCAUCGGGCGGCUAGCUCGUGAAGUUCUGCGAAUUACUGAUCCCAAAGUAACAACCUACAUCGAUAUUUGCUCUACAUGGUAUGAUCACAAAACCCAAAAAGCUGUACUGACAAACAAGUUUACCAGCCGUAUAAAUGAAACCUUUGGUCCCCCUGGCCUGGUUGGAUUGGACAAACUGUACUCUUUUUUGAUCACAUCUGAGCUAGAAAAUUUUCUACAAACGAUUCAACGAAAACUGCAACACGAACCUACGUGGUAUGAUGCUUUGCAUAACGUGGAAUCCGAACUACAUAAAACGGAUUUUGUUGAGAAUCCUUCCAAAACCUAUGCCAACUUAACAACAACCUUCACCCGCAUUUGGCCACAACUGCAAGAAUGGAUACUGAAAAUCGGCCAGAAGCAGAUCCUACGGACGCAUAUCGCAUUUGAACUCAACUGUAGCUGCAAGGUUAAAUCUACAAAACUGGAGCUAUCGCUCAGGGCUUUAAACGACGCAAUUCUUAUGGAUGUCAAACGACACACGCUGGAUGAAGCAAAACCCUUACCGAGCGCUGAUCUUGUAUUCGAAUUGAAUCGAUAUUUGGAAUGCGCUGGUUUGUACAAUCCAUACCGCAAAAAGUACAUCAUUACAAAAAGUCCCAGGUUCUUACCGCUAUUGGCUUUUCUAUUUGUGAUUGCGCAUCUACCACGGUUCCAGUAUAUGAGAAAUGUAGACAGUUUGAUCGUGAAGAAAAAGAAUGACCCUGUCGAUGGCUUCCCCAGCGUGAUUGGGCUGUUAACGCUAUUCAGGCAGUUUGACGCAGCAGAAAUGGACAUCUUUAUUCAGUAUUUGUGCCAAUAUGUGAUGUCCUUUGUGGACAUAAAUCUAAAAGCAAAGCAGGAGAUUUGUCAAGAAGCGGUGAUAACCCUUCGUUUUCUAGAGAUGUUCACGCGUGUGGCGGAGGUCGAGCGAAAACACCUGGAGCGAUACAUUCCGGAUUCGGUGCUGAAUCAGUACGAUUUUUUAUCCGGAGGAAAAACGUCUUGACCUCCAGUCGAUUGGUGGUGCCUUUGGAAUUAAAUCUGUUUGUUAUUAUGAAAUAAAACAUGUUUGUAUCAUUUCGUUUCCCGAAGUAUAAAAUAAAAUUAAUUAAAUUCUUUUUAUUUAUGCCCACAAAGUUA